This is a messenger RNA of Mycena indigotica, 3249 nucleotides long. RefSeq lists its product as uncharacterized. NCBI's taxonomy places the organism in Eukaryota, Fungi, Basidiomycota, Agaricomycetes, Agaricales, Mycenaceae. Gene Ontology annotation, molecular function: ATP binding; nucleic acid binding. The transcript has 23 exons. The record is from RefSeq and is a predicted model, not a curated record. Bases 1 to 3249 code for a protein of 1082 amino acids.
AUGGCUCCAACACGCAAAAAAAGGAAACUUAACGAGCCUAAUCCUGAACAAUGGCCAAGCCACUUUCAGGACCUGUAUAAAGUGUUCAAGGCACUCAACACCGUGCUCGCCUUUGUUUCGUCCAGGAAACAGAUGGCCAGCUCGUUUCAGUCCAUCAGGGCGUCUGUGGAGAGUCUCUUGAAGCGCCCACUCGACCUGGAGAGUGUGGCGGAGCUCAAGAGUCUGCUUCCGGAUCUCGUCAAGUUCGCCUACAUCCCGCGCAGUGAAGCGCUUGCACACCAGGAGCCUUCGCGAGAACCUGAUUUUCGGCUCCGUGACGCUAGUACCCACGACGAGCAUAUUCUCGUCCUUGAAUUCGUUGACAAGUCGCACGGCAAGGCGAUCCAAGACCAGUCACAGAUGCUCAGCGCUCCGACGACCCUGACUCCCGCUGCGAUGAAAAAACUCAUCGAAAAAAGGAAUCAACGGUUCGAACAGACAGUCAACGAACUGCUUCUGACUGCUGCACCCGGGGAAGACUCUGUUGCACUUCUUCAAGCUGCAGCACGAGACCAUCUACCCGUCCAACCGAGCCACUCGUCGACCUUGCCGAUCUCUGCUCCAAGCGCGGAAAAUCGCCCCUCGGUGCACGCGGUCUUGGAUGAGGUCAUCCAGCAAGACUGGUACCUGGACCAAAUCGUCGAACGUCGAAGUGUGCCCGCAAAAUCUGCAGCCAUCGGUGCUUAUUGGGUCCUCUUACGCCCGGUUGAAUUGAACACUAAUAUUCCAGGAUCUCUGGAAUUUGCGCUCUCCGAUGGUAUCGCGGACGCCUUGCGACAUUCCCGAAAGAUCACGAGCUUCUACACUCACCAGGCAGAGGCACUGAAUGCGAUAAACCGCAGGAAACAUGUUAUUGUCAGUACAAGUACGGCAACGGGGAAGAGUGUCACGUACCAAGUUCCCAUCUUGCGGUUCUUGGAGUCAGACAGAAACUCGACUGCGUUGCUUGUUUAUCCUACGAAGGUUGCCGCUCUGGCGCAAGAUCAGCGCGCAGCUCUCGAGCAACUUUUGGCAUCGUGUCCAGGGUUGGAAGACGUCCAAGUUGCUACCUAUGACGGCGACACGCCUCCGGAGCUCCGGGCCGGUAUCCGCGAGAACGCCUCUAUCAUCUUGACGAACUUCGACAUGAUCCACGCUGGCAUUCUACCAUUCGAGGAUCUGUGGAGAAGAUUCCUUAAGAAUGUCAAAGUGCAGCUUUUGGCGGUGGACGAGCUUCACUACUACUCGGGUGUUCUGGGCAGCCAUGUUGCGCUGAUAGUCCGCAGAUUGCGGCGCGUAUUGGCUGCGUUGGGAAAUCGGUCUUUUAUCUGCGUCUCGUGCAGCGCGACAUUGUCCAAGCCCGCUCUCCACAUGCAGCGUAUAUUCGGCUUUGACGCGGCGGAAAUCCAGGUUGUCGACGCGGAGUCGGCGCCGUCUGGCCCCAAGGAAUUCGUUAUAUGGAGUCCACCUUCCAACACCACAACAGAUCGGCCGAUCAGCUGCAUCUCCGAAGCCACCACCUUGAUGGCGUUUUUGAUGCAACACGGAAUACGCGUCAUAUUGUUCUGCAAGCACCGGAAAGUCUGUGAACUGGUGAUGAAAAGCCUGCGCUAUGAGUUGACGAAAGCAGGCCGAUAUGACGUCUUGAACCGUGUGAAAUCAUAUCGUGGCGGUUACUCUCAACAGGAUCGGCGUCAAAUAGAACACGAUGCAUUUACUGGUCACCUUUUAGGAAUCGUUGCGACGAACGCUCUCGAACUUGGGGUUGACAUCGGGAGCUUGGACGCCGUCAUUAUGCUCGGUUUCCCUUCCUCGGUCGCAAGCUUUCGUCAGCAAGCUGGCAGAGCAGGUCGUCGUACCCGGGACUCGUUGGCCAUAUUCGUCGCCGAAGCACUGCCCAUCGACCAGUACUACGCCAAGCAUCCGGACAGGAUUUUCGAUGGCGACGUUGGGGAUCUGAUGGUCGAGUUGGACAACAAGAUCCUGCUUGAGCGUAUGCCGUCAAGCGUCCCCUCAGCGCUAAUUUUCAUCCCACUUAGCCCACCUGCAAUGCGCCGCCCAGGAGAUGCCCCUUUGCGACGCCGAUUCUUCCUAUUUCGGCCCGCUGAUGAAGGAGAUUUGUCAGGGGCACCUCCGCGUCGACAACGAAGGAUGGCACGUCGCCCUUUUUUUCUCACUAUGGUGAAUGUUGGUGACCUCGGCUACAGGUACCACCCGCACGCCAAGUUCCUGCCCUUCCCCUCCAAGUUCAUCUCGAUCCGGAAUAUUCAGGACGACCGCUAUAUGGUGGUGGACACCACGGUGCUGGGCCGCCCGCGGCUGCUCGAGGAAAUCGAGGUGUCGAGGGCGCAGUUCGAGAUCUACGAGGGCGGCGUGUUCUUGCAUCAGGGGCGUUCAUUUAUCGUCCAGGAUAUUAGUCACGAUGCGAAGCGCGCGUCGGUAGUCGAGGCGGACAUCAACUGGCAUACGUCUCCACGGGACAUCACGAACGUUGACGCAGUGCAAACGCAUCGCAUCAAGGAAAUCAGAGACUCGCCGCAUCGGGCAUACUAUGGACGCGUCAGCAUCCAGACGCUCGUUUUUGGAUUUUUGAAGAUCAGAAAUGGUAGCAUUCUCGACACUGUGGCGUUGCAGAACGAACCAUGGGAGCAUGAGACUACUGGUUGCUGGAUCGACGUGCCCGCAUCCGUCCUCGCGCUUCUGCGGAUCAAGCGGUUUAAACCCGCAGCUGCUAUCCACUCUGCACAACACGCGAUAAUGAACCAGUUCGUGCUCAAACAAGUCGAAACAGAAUGCAAGGCCGCCGAGAAGGAGUUCAAGAAGAAGGAAAGCGCGCGCAAGCGGCCUGCCAGGCUGAUAUUCUUCGAUCCUAUCGGGACGGAGAGCGGCGCCUCGUCCAAGGCGUUUGACAAUGUGCACGAAUUGUUGCGGAGCGCUGAACAUGCAAUUGCGGUCUGUGCUUGUGAAGAGGGGUGCGGCGAAUGUGAGAGCAUCAAUUCCUCUCCACAAAUUAACCUCCUCGCAGGCAUCCACAGCGGCAAGUGCAAAGAAAAGAACGUCAUCUCGUCCAAACUCGGGGCACGCCUGAUUCUGCAGGGUAUACUCGACAUGCCCAUCGACCCAGAGAGCAUCGCAGUGCAAACAGACGACGAGCGCGGCCACGACACUAUCGUCGAGCCGCCGACAGUGGGAGAGCUUAUAGGCAUUGAUGUGGAGCGUGCAAAUACAUAA